This is a messenger RNA of Condylura cristata (star-nosed mole), 2054 nucleotides long. It is a transcript of the gene TRIP4, whose product is annotated as thyroid hormone receptor interactor 4. The transcript has 13 exons. Gene Ontology annotation, cellular component: nucleus. NCBI's taxonomy places the organism in Eukaryota, Metazoa, Chordata, Mammalia, Eulipotyphla, Talpidae. Gene Ontology annotation, biological process: positive regulation of DNA-templated transcription. The record is from RefSeq and is a predicted model, not a curated record. Gene Ontology annotation, molecular function: zinc ion binding; transcription coactivator activity. Bases 41 to 1843 code for a protein of 600 amino acids.
UGUUGCGAAGGGGACUAGUAUAGCGAAGGACGCGCGGCUUAUGCUGCCCAGCUGGUUCCGGCUGGGGAAAAUGGCGGCGGCUGGGGCGGCGUCCCAGGAGCAGCUGGUGGGCUGGUGUACUCAGCAGUUGCGGAAAACUUUCGGCUUGGAUGUCAGCGAGGAGAUCAUGCAGUAUGUUCUGUCAAUUGAGAGUGCUGAAGAGAUUCGAGAAUAUGUUACUGACCUCCUUCAGGGAAAUGAGGGCAAAAAAGGUCAAUUCAUAGAAGAACUUAUAACCAAAUGGCAAAGGAAUGCUCAUGAAUUGGCUUCUGAUGCUCCACAUCAGACCCUCAAAAAAGAUGAAACUUUAGAUGGGCAGAGAUCAGGAGACCAACUAAAGAGGAGUAGGCGGAAAGGGAGAAACAGACAGGAAAUUCCCACAUUUGCUGAAUCUGAUACAACUACUGAAGUCAAAACCCCUUUUGAUUUGGCCAAGGCUCAAGAGAACAACUCCUCUUUAAAGAAGAAGACGAAGUUUGUCAGUUUAUAUACAAAAGAGGGACAGGACAGACUUGCAGUCCUAAUUCCUGGUCGCCAUCCAUGUGAUUGCCUGGGCCAGAAGCACAAGCUGAUCAAUAACUGUCUGAUCUGUGGACGUAUUGUCUGUGAACAGGAGGGUUCUGGUCCCUGUCUAUUCUGUGGUUCGCUGGUAUGUACUCGUGAGGAACAGGAUAUUUUACAACGUGACUCAAACAAGAGCCAGAAACUGCUGAAGAAGCUCAUGUCAGGGACAGAGAAUUCUGGAAAGGUUGAUAUUCCUACCAAGGAUCUGCUUCCUCAUCAAGAAUUGAGAAUUAAGUCGGGUUUGGAGAAAGCUAUCAAGCAUAAAGACAAACUGUUAGAGUUUGACAGAACUAGCAUUCGAAGGACCCAAGUAAUUGAUGAUGAAUCAGAUUACUUUGCCAGUGAUUCUAAUCAAUGGUUGUCCAAAAUUGAGCGAGAAACUUUGCAAAAGCGAGAGGAAGAGCUGAGAGAAUUUCGACAUGCUUCUCGGCUCUCUAAGAAGAUCACCAUUGACUUUGCAGGAAGGAAGAUCAUAGAAGAUGAAAAUCCACUGGCCAUGUAUCAUAGCAAACUAGAUGAGACAAUACAGGCCAUUGCCAAUGGAACCUUGUACCAACCAAUGACCAAAUUGGAUAGAUCUUCUGAUGAGCCUUUGGGAGUUCUGGUGAAUCCCAACUUGUACCAGUCCCCUCCCCAGUGGAUAGACCAAACAGGUGCAACUUCACAGAAGAAGAUUUUCCAUUCAGCAGGAUCAGAGCUAGAGUUCAGUGCACAUCGGCACCAGCUGCGAAUCCAGGACCAAGAAUUUCAGGAAGGCUUUGAUGGUGGCUGGUGCCUGUCUAUGCAUCAACCCUGGGCUUCUCUGCUUGUCAGAGGGAUUAAAAGGGUGGAGGGCAGAAGUUGGUACACUCCUCACAGAGGGCGACUUUGGAUUGCAGCCACAGCGAAAAGACCAUCCCCUCAAGAAGUCUCAGAACUCCAGGCUACAUAUCAUCUUCUUCGUGGGAAAGACGUGGAAUUUCCCAAUGACUAUCCUUCAGGGUGUCUUCUGGGCUGUGUGGAUCUGAUUGACUGCUUGUCCCAGAAUCAAUUUAAGGAGCAGUAUCCAGACAUGAGUCAAGAAUCUGAUUCUCCAUUUGUUUUCAUCUGCACAAAUCCCCAGGAAAUGAUUGUGAAGUUUCCUAUUAAAGGAAAUCCAAAAAUCUGGAAGCUGGAUUCCAAGAUCCAUCAAGGAGCAAAGAAGGGGUUAAUGAAGCAGAAUAAAGCUGUCUGGCCCAGGAAAAUGAACUAUCUAGCAUAGUGGAGCUUUGUGUACUAGAAUUGCUAUCCACUGGUCAUUUGGAAUUGAAGCAGUAGAAAUCUGAAGGCCUGGCAUCAGUCUUGAAUCUCUCAGAAUUUAAACUCUUACCAAAAUCUGUUUAUUUUUCUUAAGGAAUGGGCUUCUUACUUUAUGUAGUGGGUCAAAGUCUUUGAAUACAUUAUUUAUAAAAACUUAUUUUAAAAAUUCUAAA